Saccostrea cuccullata (small rock oyster) is the source of this 4935-nucleotide messenger RNA. RefSeq names its product adhesion G-protein coupled receptor G4-like. The coding region runs from base 16 to 4932 and encodes 1638 amino acids. Gene Ontology annotation, biological process: cell surface receptor signaling pathway; adenylate cyclase-activating G protein-coupled receptor signaling pathway; negative regulation of angiogenesis. The record is from RefSeq and is a predicted model, not a curated record. Gene Ontology annotation, cellular component: plasma membrane. Gene Ontology annotation, molecular function: G protein-coupled receptor activity. The transcript is spliced from 30 exons. NCBI's taxonomy places the organism in Eukaryota, Metazoa, Mollusca, Bivalvia, Ostreida, Ostreidae.
GUCCAGGAACAAAAUAUGUCAUGUUCCACAACAGGUCCAUUGAUGUUCAAAAACUCUUCAGGACUGUGUUAUUGUGAUAAUUAUUGCUUGCAAAGUCGAGAUUGCUGUGUUGAUUACAAAGAAACUUGUCAAGCAAUAAACGAGACUUCUUCAGAAAAAUCGUAUCAUUCAACAGGCAUUGUUUCUACAACUUCACAGCAAUCUUCCCUAGGAACAAGUCCUACAAUUCAACAAACAGAGACAUCGCCAGAAACAAGUCCCAUAAUUCAACAAACAGAAACAUCGCCAGAAACAAGUCCCACUAUUCAACAAACGGAAACAUCGCCAGAAACAAGUCCCACAAUUCAACGAACAGAAACAUCGCCAGAAACAAGUCCCAUAAUUCAACAAACAGAAACAUCGCCAGAAACAAGUCCCACAAUUCAACAAACAGAGACAUCGCCAGAAACAAGUCCCACUAUUCAACAAACGGAAACAUCGACAGAAACAAGUCCCACAAUUCAACGAACAGAGACAUCGCCAGAAACAAGUCCCAUAAUUCAACAAACAGAAACAUCGCCAGAAACAAGUCCCACAGUUCAGCAAACGGAAACAUCGCCAGAAACAAGUCCCACAAUUCAACAAACGGAAACAUCGCCAGAAACAAGUCCCACAAUUCAACAAACGGAAACAUCGCCAGAAACAAGUCCCACAAUUCAACAAACAGAAACAUCGCCAGAAACAAGCAAAAUCAUUCUACAAACACAGACAUCGUCAGAAACAAGUCCCACAAUUCAACAAACAGAAACAUCGACAGAAACAAGUCCCACAAUUCAACGAACAGAGACAUCGCCAGAAACAAGUCCCAUAAUUCAACAAACAGAAACAUCGCCAGAAACAAGCCAGAAACAAGUCCCACAAUUCAGCAAACGGAAACAUCGCCAGAAACAAGUCCCACAAUUCAACAAACGGAAACAUCGCCAGAAACAAUUCCCACAUUUCAAAAAACAGAAACAUCGCCAGACACAAGCAAAAUCAUUCUACAAACACAGACAUCGCCAGAAACAAGUCCCACAAUUCAACAAACAGAAACAUCGACAGAAACAAGUCCCACUAUUCAACAAACGGAAACAUCGACAGAAACAAGUCCCACAAUUCAACGAACAGAGACAUCGCCAGAAACAAGUCCCACAAUUCAACAAACGGAAACAUCGCCAGAAACAAGUCCCACAAUUCAACAAACGGAAACAUCGCCAGAAACAAGUCCCACAAUUCAACAAACGGAAACAUCGCCAGAAACAAGUCCCACAAUUCAACAAACGGAAACAUCGCCAAACAUCGCCAGAAACAAGCAAAAUCAUUCUACAAACACAGACAUCGCCAGAAACAAGUCCCACAAUUCAACAAACAGAAACAUCGACAGAAACAAGUCAAACAAUUCAACAAACAGAGACAUCGCCAGAAACAAGUCCCAUAAUUCAACAAACAGAAACAUCGCCAGAAACAAGUCCCACAAUUCAGCAAACGGAAACAUCGCCAGAAACAAGCAAAAUCAUUCUACAAACACAGACAUCGCCAGAAACAAGUCCUACAAUUCAACAAACGGAAACAUCGCCAGAAACAAGUCCCACAAUUCAGCAAACAGAGACAUCGCCAGAAACAAGCAAAAUCAUUCAACAAACAGAGACAUUCUCAUCUAAAACGUUUUCUGAGGAAACUGUCACAACUUUGUCUUCAACUACAGAUUUCUUAACUACCGAUGCCACAACUGAAUUAAAGAAAUCAACUUUUCAUUACACAUCAUUAGAUACCGAUACAUGGGAAACAUCUACCAAUGCUUUUUCCCCUUCAACAAUCUUCACAUCUCAAAAAAUAUCAGAGAUCACCCAGAUUACAACAAGUGAAACUAUUGACCUUUCAAAAUCUUACUCGACUCCAUCAAAGGCAACAGAAAGUUCCACAGACAAGGAAGAUUCAUGCACGUGCCAGCAUGGAGGGACUUGUAAAGAUUCGGUCUGUGUGUGUGCUAUUGGAUACCAGGGCAUAUAUUGUGAGGAUGAACACAUAGAAAUCCUAUCCUAUAAGAGUAGCAACUCAGUAAUACGUGAAGGAAAGUCAGCAUGGUUCCAAGCAGAGAUCGUCGGUCCUGUUGGUUUCAGUGUCCAGUGGUCUCGAAAUGGAGAUUCAAUAAGCAGCACAGCAUCCAGAUAUGUAAUGACGUCAUCCAAAACAGCAAAUGACACAACGAUACAUGUCCUGAAUAUCACAACUGUUUUACAACGGGAUGAAGGUUAUUGGACAGUGGAAGCAUUAACAAGUUUGACCACUGAAGCCAGAAUUAUAACAGUAAAGGUACUUCCAAGACUUUUGCUGCAGAUGGCACCAGAAUAUGAUUUCUCAAUUAAAACCGGUGAAAGUAUAAAUCUCCGAUGUGACGUCAUCAACCCUAAAUCCCUGACUGGUAUAUCUGACGGAAGUUUAGUCUGGAAGAAAGAUGGCAUUGAUAUAUUACUAGGUAUGGAAUAUUCUGGAUUCAAUAUAAGCACAUCAAACGUAUCUUCUACAUUGGAGAAAGAAUUGGCGGAUUUUGGUGACGCAGGACGCUUUUCGUGUUCCCACUCUACCUAUCCAGAUCCAGUAUCUGUUUCUAUAGCUAUUUCUGUUACAAAACCAGAACAAAUCAGAUGUGCAGACGACGAGUUUGACAAUAUAAAAUGGAAAUCUACGAUUGCUGGAACAACUAAAAAGGAGUCAUGUCCUGAAAACCAAAAAGGAACUGCGACUAGAUAUUGUAAUUUUCAAGGUCUUUGGGAAUCCCCCGAUCUCAUCAACUGUACUGAUGUCGCUUUGGUAAAUGCCAAUGAGGAGUUGGAUAGUAUAAUUGCUGAUGGCACAACUAAGAAUGUAGAUGAGGCUGUGAACAACACGUUAGUGAAGAUGAAGAAUCUGACGUCACAAAGAAGUGAACUGAGUGCCGGGGAUAUUAGCUCCUCUCUUGACAUCCUAGAGAAGAUUGUCAACGUCACAAAUAUGACAAGUGCCAACGUGCAGAAAGAGGCCUUCUUUGCGGUUGUCGACAAUGUUUUGUCAAAAAACAAUUCCAAAUCUUGGACUGCUGUGAGUGACAAGACUGAAAAGGAUGCUAGCUCCCUUUUAAAGAAUAUGGAUCGAAUGAGUGAAGUUGUUUUGAAGAAGGAAAACAUAACAACAUCAAAAUUCAAAGGGAAAAAUUUUGAGGUUUCUGUUGAUAAAACAAAGGUAGAUGAAAAAGGAAUCGUCUUCCCUGAAAAAACCGAGAAAACACCAAAUGAUACCUCUAUUGAUACGGAAGAAUAUUCUACAUUUCUUGAAUUACCAAAGCAAACAAAUAAAAUUGAAAAACCAAUUACAUAUGUGGCUGUUAUAUACAAGACGAUAUCAGACAUUUUACCCACAGAUUCAGGUUCACAAACAGAAGAAAAUUCAAACGCAGUGACGGAAGGAAAAGAGAAGAAAAAGAAAGAAUUCGUUAAUUCUGAAAUCCUGUCGCUUACUACUCAGACAAAUCUGGGUAUUCUAUCCCCUCCUCUAAAUCUGGCUUUCCAGCACAAACACGAGAACGAAAGUGCUGACCUUCAAGCAAUUUGUGUGUCGUGGGACUUCAUCACAAAUAAAUGGUCAGAAGAAGGAUGCAAAGUUAACUCCACCAAUAACAAGAGGACAGUUUGUCAGUGUAACCAUCUGACUAAUUUUGCCAUUCUGAUGAGACCUUACACUCCUGAGACAGAAGACGGAGCAUCACUGAAGACGUUAUCUCUCGUUGGUGUUGUUAUCUCCAUUGCUUUCACAGUCUUAACGUUUAUGCUGUUUGUUCUGACUUGGAAACAAGUAAAGAGUGAUCAAAAUAUUAUGCUGCUUAAUCUUUGUGGAUCGCUUGUCGUAUCCUACAUUGUCUUCAUCGUAGCUGUAGAAAAGACCGAAAAUGAGGGUGUCUGUAUUUUCAUCACGGCUCUUAUCCAUUAUCUUUUCUUGGUGACCUUUUUCUGUAUGCUGAGUAUGGGUAUCUACUACUGCAUGAGUAUCACAGUGACAUUCUACGCCAUGUAUGUAGCCAACAACUUCAAGUCCAAAUCCAGAGUGCAGUGGUUCCUUUUGGGAUCAUGGGGUAUUCCACUAAUCAUUGCAGCAAUUACUUUAGGAGCAUUCUGGGGGAAUGACUACCAUCUCAAACACUACUGCUGGCUCUCUAUGGAAAGCGGUUCCCUAUUUCUCUUCAUUGUUCCAGUUUGUGUUAUUGCCGUGAUGAAUAUAAUGAUAAUGGUGUCCCUGAUUCGAGUGUUGUGUGCUUCCAGUGCCAUGACAAAGUCUUCACUUCAGAAAAAGGCCGCGUCUGGCUUGCGGUCUCUCGGUACCCUUUUACCUGUACUAGGUGUUACCUGGAUAUUUGGAGUCUUAGCUGUAAACGAAAGUGCUGAAAUAUUUCAGUAUAUUUUCAUCAUAGCCAACUCCUUACAGGGCUUUUGUAUAUUCAUUUCACACGUGCUAAUGAACAAAAAGCUGAUGAUGGGUAUAAAGACAAAGUACCCAUCUCUGAGUGGACUGAGUAUGUUCACAGAAUCCAGUAAAAAGGAAACUUCUUCUGUAUCUAGAUCACAUUCAUCAAGGUCGGAGACUCCAUUGGUGAAACCCAAGAAAAAGAGGAGUCUGCCGAUACUUGGGAGUUUUCUGAACAAAAAGUCCAUGAAGAACAAUAAAGUCAUGAAAUCUAACUCUUUUAUGACGGAGAAGACGGUAUCUACUGACUGUCCCUGUAGUGAAACCCAGGAAAAUAGUUUAGCAAUGACAGAAAAUGCACCAAAAGAAGACGAAAGCUCAAAGAUGAUUUUCAAAGAAGUAAAAACGGAAAGAAAAGUACCACGAGUCCGUUUCAAUUUCAACCUGAAGAAGAAAACCUACGUUUUGUCUGAAAUGUAGACU